Messenger RNA from Pyricularia oryzae 70-15, 1416 nucleotides. RefSeq lists its product as uncharacterized. The transcript has 2 exons. Bases 477 to 1103 code for a protein of 208 amino acids. Lineage: Eukaryota; Fungi; Ascomycota; Sordariomycetes; Magnaporthales; Pyriculariaceae. The record is from RefSeq and is a predicted model, not a curated record.
GUCAAACCAAAAUCCAAGUCAUCCUCAAUAAAUUUUCGUUCACCCAUUUCCGCACCUCAUCUUAAUUAGAUCUAGUUCUAGUACUUGGAUUUUGCGGUGCGAGAAGUGCAUGGCUCCCUUUUUAUUUUUUAUUUUUUUUCGCUCUUGACCCCACAUAUUCAAUCUCGUUGGAUUUAGCCUCUUUCUCUUCUCAUGAUUCACCAUACAACUUCGAGCCCCGGAAUACUUAUCCAUCUUUCCCCAUGGUCACUGAUGGCAAUUUGGGCACCCUAAACCCUCAUCCGCCAGCAAACUUCCAUUGUUCAGUCGAUCCCAAAUACUAAAUUUCCUCCCAUCCCACUUUGUUUUGCGCAUAUCCAUAUAGAACCCUCACUACCCUGGCUUCUUUUCUUUUCUUUUUUUUUUUUUUUUCGGGGGGUUACUCAAAAGUUAAGGGACCUUGGUUGUGUUUUUUCCAGACUUUAUUUCUUUUAGGCAUGGCGACACCCGAGACCAACAUGGGGCUUAGCUCCUCCCACCUGAGCCAGACCACCGCUGAUAACGCCAUCGCCGCCGCCACUGAGACGCCCCCGCCGUUGCUGCUGCCCCGGAUUACAAUUAAGUUUUGUACACAGUGCAAGUGGAUGCUCCGAGCCGCAUACUACGCACAGGAGCUCCUAUCCACGUUCUCUACGGCGUUGGGAGAGGUAGCCCUGCAGCCCUCGACUGGAGGGACCUUCGUCGUCCAGAUCCAGACGACGGCGGCGCAGAGUGGCGGCGGUAUAUCCCACAGACUCUGGGACCGCAAGGUCGACGGCGGCUUUCCCGAGACCAAGGAGCUGAAGCGGAGGGUGCGCGACGUGAUUGAGCCUGGUCGGAACCUGGGCCACGUCGACCGGGAGUACCCAAGGCCCGACGGGGCUGCAGCGAUCCCCAACACCACCGCCGCCGCAACUACCACAACCGCCCACCACGCUGCUGAGCAUGUCUCGGCGCGAGCCUCGGGCGGGUCGACCCAGGAUCCUCUAGGGAAGGAGGACCAUGGUAAUGGUGCUGCUGGCAGCGGGGAUGCUGAAGAAGACGCGGUGGGACAACAAAAGCAAACCUGCGAGGACUGCAACUGAAAGCAUCAAGGUAUAGUCUCUGCGACAGCUUCACUUUUGGCAACAAGCAUGUCAAACAAGCUUUGCUCUCCACGGUUAUUACUUCCACUAGAAUGGUUAGGUACAAAUGUUUAGGGCCGUUGCAAUGACGCAAGAUGGAUACGAGGCAAUUAGAAUGAAAGCCAGAAUUUUUGCGAGGUCGCGCUACUCCAAUAUAAGCCAUCACCAGAGAAAUUCGAGACUAGCCAAGGACCUUUUAAAAGGAACAACUAAAUAGAUCCAUUAAUCUUGGCAUAUUCAUCGGUUAUGAUGGUGAUCGAGGGUUGCAGCGGAA